AACUAGUUCAUGUGUCCGUUAGUGGAUUGGUAUUAGUUAUGGUGAUAUAAGAUUCACGUAUAAUCAGUGUGUAUGUUUUCUGCCCCGCAGUGCUUUGGCGCUGCUAAUGCGCGCGAGUUUUCAAAGUGGGCGAGUCUGCGGGUCUUAAAGAGGACGUCCAGCCGGCUAGCUGGAGUUAGCUUUGUGCCGCACAAAGUUUGCCACUUGGCCGAAUUACUCGCAAACUGGCAUUAAACUCGUUAUUGGCUAACAAAUCUACAUCCUUGAUCAAACGCAUAUGUCGGAAGUAUUUCAAAGCAUCGCCAUGUAAUUUGUUUGCAUUUUAAUGUUGGCGUCGUUGCUAUUAAUUCAAGCUAACAUGACCAGUUUACCUCUAACAUUAGUUAGCUAGCAUCAUUCCUUUGUAAUGUAAACAGCGGUGUGGCUACCAACUAAUAACGUCACUUAACAUAAAGGAAUACGCUGUUCACCAAAGAAAACGUCUGUCACAUUUAUGCAAACAGAGUACCCUACAUCAGCAGGCUCUGCAUCAUGUCUAUUGAUUUUGACAGUGCUGCUCUUCAAACCGUUCAUGAUGAAGACGAAUACGACCAGGAGGACUAUGCAAGAGAGCAAGAGCUGCAGAAACUGCUCACAGACCUGCCUGAUGACAUGCUGGAGGACAGCAGAGACUGCUCCUCCCCAGAACUGGAGUAUUCUGCCUGCAGCAAUAAAAACACUGGCAAUAGCCCACAGUCCACAUGGACUCAGCAAUGGUCAGUUCAUCCAAGGCCAACCUCUCAUGAACAGAACUAUGAAGUUGACUAUGAUGAACACUCUCAUAAUGACUUCACUUAUGAGGAUGGAGCUACUCAGAUCAACGGACAUCAUCAGAGUCACCCUCAAGGUCAACCUCUGCCUCACACCUGGAACCAGCAGUCACAGGGUCAUCAGUUCACCCAGGAAGAAUAUACAUAUAACAGCAUGGGCACAGAAAAACUUACAGAAACCAGUGAUUUCUCCACAGAUGAGUAUGAGUCUAAACCAUACCCUCAAGGCACUAAUAACGCUGUAGUGUACCAUGGAGAAGGAGGACGCAGAGACAACCAAAACUACGGGGACCACGACAGUGCCAGAAACCAUUUUCAAAAUUUAAAGUCUGGACCUGAGGACAGAGUUGUGGAUCAAUACAAGGCCAGCUACAAUCCUCACCGUCCUGCCCAUCAGCCAAAGAUGUUGAAUUCACAGGCCGCUCAGCAUGAAGGUCAUCUUGAGCAUCUGCAAAGAGAAUUCCUUGACUCGACACAACAAACUGCUGAUAGGGAGCAGCUUGCCCAGCUGCAGAUUUUAAACAAGGCUCAGCAGAGACAAAUAGAAGACUUGGAGCGAAAACUGGAAGAUUCAAGGCGUAAUAUGAGAUACAUCGAGCAUCAGUUUGCUAUUGCCAGAGAUGAGAAGGAUGGCCUAGCAGUGAGUCUAAAGGAAUCGAGUCGAUUGGUUGAGGAGGCCAAGGAGAGAGAGGUUCAAAUGCAAAACAAAUUUAGGGCAAUGGAGCAGCAAGUAAAGGUCCUCACAGAGAGAGACCAGGAGAGCGUGAAGACGCAGAGGGUGGCAGAGGCUGCAGUGGACAGCAUGAAGCAGCAGAUGUUGGAGCUUUGUCGCUCUGAUACCUUGUCCAGAGCGCGGGAGCAGCAUGACAGAGACCUCGCCGUCAUAAAGGAGCAGCAUGACGCUGCACUGCUGACCCUACAGCAGAAACUGGACUCUGUCUCUCAGGCUCUGAACGAACAGAUUGAUGUUGGUCAGAGGUCACGAGAGCAGGUGAAGCAGCUGGAGCGCCAGAGAGAGGAAGAGCAACUAGAGAGAGCCAGAGUUGUCAAUGCCCUCACUCAGCGUCUCGAGGAGAGUCAACAACAAUGUGCAAAGCUGCUGCAGACAAGUGCAGUGCAGGAGAUGACUCAGAUGCAAAUCAAACUACAACAGGCUCAGUCAGCCAAGGCCUUGAGUGAAAACAUGAGCAAAGUCUUACAGGAGGAUUUGGCUGAUUUGAAGGAGCAGAUCACUCUGUAUGAAUCUGCGGUGAAACAUGGUGUUAUUGCGUUAGACCUGAGCAGUGACUGGGAGAACCAGUUGUCUGAGUCCUGUAUGGAUUUAGGACUAAAGAAAACCAACAGGAAAAAUGGCCUGCUUCAAAGCGCUGCUCUGACUCACCUGUUGGACACCAAGCUACCCAAAGAUGAAGCCUUGCGGCUGCUGCGAGUAGAGAUGCAGCGCUGCCUGGGUAGUCUGAAGGGGAAGCGGCAGAGGAUCAGUCAGCUGCAGGAGGAGCUUCAGCUCUGUCAGGGUCAAGUGCAUGAGCUGCAGACCCAGUUAGAUGAAGCCAAGCUCACCUCUUCGGUCAGAGUGACCAGCCAGAUGAAACAUCUAGACAUAACAGGAGAGUCUCAGAAAGAGUUCAUGAGACUACAAGAGGACAAACGACACUUGCAGGAACAAGUUGAGGUUUUAGAAAUGAAAAAUAAGGAGCUGAAACAGAGUGAGGAGAAAGUGAGGUCUGCCAACUUGGAGCUUUGCACCAAGAUGAGGGAGAUGAUCCAGGAACUGGACCAAGAGAAGCAGGAGGCAUCUCAGAGAUCUGAGCGGAUACAUCAGCAGUAUAGGGACGAUGUUGUGAACCAGAUCAAAACAGAGCUCAUGCUGGAACAUGACGCUCAGGUUAAACAGCUGACAGCACAGCACCAGCAGCAGGUCCAACAGUUGCAGACCCAGCUGUCUGAGGCCAGUGAUAAGAUGUUGGCUGUGCAAGAGUGUUACAUAUCUGUCUGUAAGGAGAAGGACAUGCUUGAAGAAUGCAUACGCAACAGGGAGAAGGAGGAGACUUUGAUCAGACAAAAUGAGCAAAACAUGGAAGAGGAGAGUGUUACAGUUGUGGAAAAGCUAAAGGCUGAGCUCGAGACUCAGCAUCAGGCCUCAAUAAACCAGCUCAAAGCUCUCUGGUCCCAAGAAAAGGAGACUGAGAUCCAGCUGCAGGUGAACUCUGAGGUAGCCUCGGCCAAGGCUGCUUGGAGGAUGGACCUACAAAAGAUGGAAAAGACCUGGGUCCAGAGGCUGGAGGAGGCUAGGAGAGAGAAACACAGAGAGACUGUUGAGGCAACCUGCCAGUCAGAUGAGAUUGACACCAGCAGUGGGACAAUUACUGUUGAGGAGCUGGACUCCAGGCUCAGUGCCCAGAAACAGCAACUGCAACUGGACGCAGACAAAGUCAAACGCAAAGCUGUGGAAGAAGCCAGGAAACAAACCCAGAAAGAGCUACACGAGAAACACCUUGAGGACAUGGCCAAACAGGUCGAAGGUGCAGUAACGAGGGCCUACAGUCGCUGGAUUGAGGAUUUGACUUCAUUACCAGAAUACCAAGCCUGUCUCCAAACAGAAAGGGAGAAAUGGGAACAACUACAAGAAAAACGCACUAAACAGCAGGUAUCCCAGGCCCUGAAGGAGGCAGAGGAGCAGUGGCACAAAAAUCAAAAGAACCAGUUGGAGGAACAGAGCUCUGGGACCCAGCAGGUGGAGGAGCUCCAAGAGGAGGUGGCAGCUCUCCAGACUCGGCUUGAGCAAGUGAGGAGAGAGCAAGCUGCCCUGCUGAAGGCGGAGCUGGCUGGAGCUAGAGCAGCCUGGAACAGAGACAAGCAGCAGGAGAUCUCUGUCAUCCAGGUCCGCAGUGAGCAGGUGUACAAAACCAAGUUGCAAGAGCAGGGCAAAAUGCUGGAGCAGGCUUUGCAGCAGGCCAGGGAGGAUGUGGACCUCCAGAAGAAGGAGCUGGUCCUGCAGAUGGAGGCCAAGCUACAACAGACUGUGAGGGCUCGAGAGGAGGAGUGGAGAUGUCAGUAUGCAGAGAAAGAGCAGGCCCAGAGACAUCAGAUGAGAGAUGAAUUACAAGCAGAGCUUCAGACUGGUCUGGCAGAGGUCCAGGCACAACUUCUCAAGGACCCCAAACCAGAUCUGCAGGGCACAGAAGACAUCAGGAGGACCAGUGGGGCCACAUCUGAGAGCACAAUAACAAGUAUCAUCCAAACGUCCUGCAGAGACAUAGUCAGCAAAGCAGUAUCUCAAGCCAAGAAGGAAUGGAAGAGAAUAAGUGAGGAGAGACUGUGCCAUGUGUUAAAAGAAACACAGCAACAGCAUGAGAGAGAAAUGGACAAAAUGCAAAGCUCUUUGUGCCAGAGGAAGGAUCAGGCUCGUUGCAGGAAGGAGUGCACUGAGACUGUAAGUAAACUGCAGAAGAAGAACCAGGAGCUCCAGAGACACUUGGAGAAAGCCUGUCGUCAACUUCAGCACAGCGUUCGAGAGCACAAAACUGCCAUGCAGCACCUGAAAGAAGAGCAUGAAAGCGGCUUACAAAAGGCAAAGGAUGAGCAUCUGCAGCAGCUAGAAGAAGUGAAGAGAGCCAAAGAAGAAGGGACUUCUGAUCACCAACAAAGUCUUCAGCAAGGACUUGAGGAGAUGAAGCAGCAAUACCUGAUGACUGUAGAAAAGAUCAGAGGAGACAUGCUGCGUUACCUCCAGGAGAGUCGGGAGCGAGCAGCAGAGAUGAUCCGCAUGGAGGUGCAGAGGGAGAGGCAGGACACUGCCAGAAAGAUGCGGCGCUAUUAUCUGACCUGUCUGCAGGAGUUACUGGAGGAUGGAGGAAAGAUUGCAGGGGCUGAAACGAAAAUAAUGAAUGCCGCAAGCAAGCUGGCAGCCAUGGCUAAAGUGCUGGAGACGCCUCUUAAAAGUAAAUCAGGAAAGAACUACAGUUUACAAACUGGCUGCCCUCCAAGUAGGCACACAGGUCUCAGUGACAGCCCGUCAACACUAACUGAGCUUCCUGACAUCAGGCCAGAGGAGAGAUCCCACAGGGAGAAGACUUCUGCUGAUUCAGAGCAGAAACAAACCUGUGCAACAAGGACUAAACCUUUGAGUCACCAGGACAUUUGUGCCUCUGGAAAGGUGGAGGCGUCUGUAGCUGCAGGGCUGAACCCCCAAACUGCUGCUCACACACACCUCCACUCUUACAAACCUUCUCAACAAAUGGCUUCUUCACCCCAUGGGGACUUUGUCAGUGCGUCUGGGAGGAGUAAAAGCAGGGAGCUGUACCUGAAGGGAGUUGACCCCAGCAAAGCAGACACCCACCCCAACUCAGAGCGACAAAACAAACCCUUCCUCGUCCUGGAGGCUCCUGUCAGGGAUGAGAAACGGACCGACUGGAGCAUGACCAGUAGUGACUCGGACACGGGCUUCCAGUUUUCCAGAUUCUCCUCCUCAGGAAGGAAAGUAGAACCGGUGAAGCCGUUUUCUAUCUCUGCUGCUUCAGCCAGUGACUUAGGAGAGUUUGGUGGCCUCAGCCCGAAUGUAUCUGACAUAACUGUUUAUAAUGAAAUCGACAAGAAGAGUCCUCACACCCAGACCUUGCACCAUGCAAAGAUGAGCACACACAGAGAGCCCACCCCUGGCUCUGAGGCCGAGAAGCAGCAUGGAGUUUGUUCCAGGCCUCUGUUCUCUGAGUUGAGACAGCGCCAGCAGGACAGUGGUUUUGAUAGUCCAUUCUACCAACAGAAAUGACAAAGUGAAGGCAGGUGUGAAUACCAGCUUUACACUGGCUGGACAGUUUCCGUUAGCUUACCAAACAGUGCCUUUAAUACAGCGUAUAAUGUUUACAUGAUGUAGAACCUUUGCCUUUAUAGUCACUUGCAGUGUAUUUGUGUGUUGCAUUAACAUUGUUAAAGGAAUAGUUUGAGCUACAUGAGAAGCUUGACACCACUCUCAUGUCCGUACGCUUUAAUUAUGAAGCUACAGCCAGCAGCUGGUUAUCUUAGCUUAGCAUAAAGACUGGAAACAGGGUGAAACAGCUAGCCUGGUUCUGUCCAAAGGGAAUAAAAAAUCACCUACCAGCGCUUGUAGAAUUCACUAAUGCACAAAUUAUAUCUUGUUUGUUUAAUCCUCACAGAGACCGAAGAGUAAAAAUGGUAAAUUGUGGGUUUAUGGGGGUUAUGUGCUGGACUGUUUCCAGGAAUACUGCUGUCAUUGUCACAGCAACUUUUCUCUACUAUUUCUUGGCCAGAAGAUUAAAGGAGAUUUAAGCAAAUGAAUAUAACAUGUAAAUUAGCUUUAGAGGUGCUGGUGGGUGGAACAGAGCCAGGCUAGCUGUAUCCAGUCUUUUUGGUAGGCUAAGCUAACUAGCUGCUGGCUGUAGCUUCAUAUCAACUAUACAGAUGCGAGAUUGGCAUUGUUCUUUCAUUGAACUCUCAACAGAACAGUGAGUGUCGUUCCCAAAAAUAUCGAACUACUGCAAACAAACACCAGUUGCAUUUUGUUCCUCUGUGUCCUGUUCUAGAUAAUCUCUCGCCCCGGGUGUAGCAGACAGAACAGAACAAAUAGCAGAACAUUUCGAGUUCUGCAAAUAUUUGUUUGUUUCUUUUGGCCCCCUCAUACUCUUUUUUUACCUACUUUUUUCACGUUUCAGUCUAGUUUUAAAAAUCCAGCUGCAGGUCUUGUUUGUAAAUCUCAGUGAGGCACACGGCAGUAUGAUCCAAGAUGAAAUAAGUUUCCCUCAGAAUACUCGCAGUACAGUCUAGAUUUCACAAUAACAGCCUUGAUAAAUACAACCCUACCAUAAUUAAAUGUAUUUUUUGUAGGGAUGGUGUUAAUGAGUUUAUAGUGAUAUUUAACCCUGAACAAACGUCUUUUGCCUCUCAAUGUCGACUCACGAAAGCUAAUGUCCAGGAGUGUUCAGGUGUUUGCGCUACGUCUACGUGCUCACUUAGAAGUGAGAAAUGCACUUUGAAGAAAAGUUUUCAGGUCAAAAGUUGUAGCUCUGCCAACACUGUAAUUUUUAACUUGUGAUACCCCGACUGAAAGAUACUGAGCACCAGAUAAGCUGCAGGUUCAUACAAAGUUUCACUCCGUGUUCUGCUUUCUCUCUCUGGGAUCAGUAGGAGAUAGAGUCCAGCGUGUCUGUGUUUUAUAUUUUAUAUUGCAUUUCCGAGAUGUGCUGUGCAUAUAUUAUACAUGUUUUUUAUAUGUUGCCUUAGUUCAUUUUAAUAAAUUGUAUUGA
This is a messenger RNA of Chelmon rostratus (copperband butterflyfish), 7069 nucleotides long. RefSeq names its product centrosomal protein 152 (gene cep152). The record is from RefSeq and is a predicted model, not a curated record. The transcript has 28 exons. Lineage: Eukaryota; Metazoa; Chordata; Actinopteri; Chaetodontiformes; Chaetodontidae. Gene Ontology annotation, cellular component: centrosome. Gene Ontology annotation, biological process: centriole replication. Bases 532 to 5577 code for a protein of 1681 amino acids.